Messenger RNA from Emericellopsis atlantica, 1456 nucleotides. RefSeq lists its product as uncharacterized. Bases 86 to 1177 code for a protein of 363 amino acids. The transcript is spliced from 2 exons. NCBI's taxonomy places the organism in Eukaryota, Fungi, Ascomycota, Sordariomycetes, Hypocreales, Bionectriaceae. The record is from RefSeq and is a predicted model, not a curated record.
GUGACACCUUGGUCGUCGUGGACGUUUUUGUCUUCAUCCCAUUCUACCCUUACCAUUGUUCCCGACCUUGCCUGCCAACGCCACCAUGGGUUGGGUUAUGAACGCAUCGGCCGAGGUCGACGCCCAGUCUGAGUAUCCCAAGAUCAUCGCCAUCACCGUUCUCUUCAGCGUCGUCUCGGCAGCCGGCGUCAUCUGGCGUCUGUUCAUCCGGCGCAAGAGUCGUGGUCUCGCCCACGACGACUACAUGGCGGCUCUCUCCAUGGUGUUUGCGUUCGCAUAUUCCGCCCUAUGCAUCGCACAAACGCGCUACGGUCUCGGUCUUCCCCUGGCAGCGCGCCCUCAGGAGAACCUGAUCACGUACACCAAGCUCAACUUUGCCGGGCGGCCCAUCUACCAGCUGGGCGUCUCCUUUUUCAAAAUGGCGCUUCUCAUCUCUUACCUGCGUCUGCUACAGGGGACCUCGCAGUUUGCGUACCGGCUGGUCGUGUACACGACCAUUGCGCUCGUCUUCCUGGCGCACCUCGGCUGUGCAUUCUCCCUCAUCUUUGCCUGCACGCCGGUCGCCAAGUCCUGGCAGCCACUCAUGGAUGGGACAUGCCUCCCCCCAGGGCCCUCGUUCACGGCGUACGCGGUGGUGACAAUCGUCUCGGAUAUUGUCGUUGCCGUCCUGCCCGUACCCAUGCUUGUGGGCUUGAACAUCCAGAUGGCCAAAAAGGUUGGCUUGAUUGGCAUCUUCAUUCUGGGGCUGUUCACAACCAUGUGUUCUGUGUUUCGGUACCUCCAGAUCAACCGGAUUCAGUUUGGCGACGGUAACUCGACCAUGCUGAUCCUCUGGGGCGUCAUUGAGUUCAACGUCGGCAACCUCGUCUCCAGCCUGCCGUUCCUCGCACCCGUCUUCAUUCGCAAGGCCAAGGACUACCGCUCGCGCCCCUCUGCUGGCUCCUCGGACGGCUAUGGGCGGAAAUCUCGACGUCCCCGGACAGGUGAGGCGUACAAGCUCAGUGAGAGGAGCACCGGCACUUCGAAAAGUGUGUUCACGUCGACGACGUGCGAUGGCAAGACAAUGACCGCCAGUCAGGAGAAUAUUCUACCGCAGCCAGGGGCGAUCAUGAAGUCGGUGACCUAUACUGUCAAGGUCGACGAUGGAGGACAUGAUGAGUUUGGUGCACGUCAGUAAGGUGACAUGUAUGUAGGGGCUCCCGCGGUUGUGUGUAGUUGGCCGCAGCCACAAGUGAGGUAGACAAUGAAGUAAUUCAGAAACUGGUUUGGAAUGCCAUAAAGUCCUUCGUGCUGGGCUGCCUCGUGCUCGUGACGAGCUGGCGGGUCUGGGUGGGCCUGAGGGCUACGCAAUCGGGUUCUUUCUUAACACUUCUAAAGUUGUACUACGUACUACGUACUAGAAUCAAGCAGAAAAUAAUAAAUGCCACUUGGCAGUCAAGCUUGACGAGCGGCUUUG